This is a messenger RNA of Ambispora gerdemannii, 388 nucleotides long. Lineage: Eukaryota; Fungi; Glomeromycota; Glomeromycetes; Archaeosporales; Ambisporaceae. The record is from the annotation of a GenBank genome assembly.
AUGUCGAACACCGAACAAGAAAAAGAUACAAUAACGGAAAUGUGGCAAUUAGUCACCCAAAUCACCAAUAAAAUCAAAGAAAAUCACCCGGACCUAGUAAUAACAAUCGGAAACACAGGUCCACAAUUCGCAAUAAUGCCAAUAGAAGAAUACUUAACAACCGAACAACAAACUGACAUUAUCUUUGAAGAAAACGAUCUAUUAAACGGAAUAACGACACGAAGAAACAACCAAAAUGACUUAAAUCAUGAAAUAACAAUUGAUCCCAAAGUCUCAAAAGCUAACCAGCAAUUGCAAAGCUCUUGGAAACAACGAAACACAAAAAUCAACAUAAAAAGAAAAGAAACAUUACCCAGACGAAAAAUAAAAGAGAUUUGGCAACAAUUGG